GGGGGUCACAUACACCCCCAGAUGGUUAUUCAGAUUCUAGUAUUUUAUGGUUGAACCCUAGUAUAUUUUUUAGUGUAACCACUGGAACAAUGUGACUGCUAACUUCCAAGUCAACUGCAUUUUUAGACUUAUUCAAGCAGUAUUGUAAAGUGUGCUGUAUGGUGUGUAAUUGGUGUAAGCGUAUAUGAAUUUGACAGCAUUGAACCUCGUAAUUAAACGUAAUUGCAAUAAAAUAUACAUCAUGACAUCAAAGUAAUCCUUUCCACUGAAUAGCUGUGUUAUCUGAAGAAAUUUGUUAGAGUACUGUAACAAAAACUUUUGUUUUAUUUAAGUUUUAGGUAAAUGUUUCAUAUAAUACGAAUACUGUAGAAAUCAAACAGUAUGGAGGUCGAUGAAAACAAUGCAGCAGCGGCUCCAGUGGAUACACCGAUGGAAGUUGACGAUGAUACUUCUGGAAAAAAUACAGCUCCGCCAACUAAUCCUCCAAGCGCUAUCAAAGUAAUGGCAUCUUCUGGUACUGUUGGCUCUGUUUCUAUUAGUCUUCACCCUCUCGUUAUAAUGAACGUUAGCGAACAUUGGACGAGACUUCGGGCUCAAGAAGGAACAGAUCAAUUAGUGUACGGAGCAUUGAUUGGAAAACAGAAGGGACGUAAUAUAGAAAUUAUGAAUUCCUUUGAAUUAUUGUUCACAUGUAUCGGAGAUGAUGUUGUAAUUGAUAGAGAUUAUUAUAAUACUAAAGAAGAACAAUUUAAACAAGUGUUCACUGACAUGGACUUCUUAGGAUGGUAUACCACAGGAGACAUGCCUAAUGAAAAAGAUAUCAGAGUACACAAACAACUUUGUGAAAUCAAUGAGAGCCCUGUGUUACUGAAACUUGAUCCAAGACCAAAAAAUACAGAUCAACUUUCCGUGUCUAUGUACGAAUCUGUAAUUGAUUUGGUUAAUGGGGAAGCUACAAUGUUGUUUGUGCCAUUGACUUAUACAUUGGCAACAGAAGAAGCAGAAAGAAUUGGACUUGAUCAUGUGGCAAGAAUGUGUAGUAAUGAUCAAGAAGAAAGUUCAUUAGUUGCAGAACAUCUCACUGCACAACACAGUGCUAUAAAAAUGUUAUAUUCAAGAGUGAAUUUAGUUCUAAAAUAUGUGAGGGCAGUACAGAGUGGUGAACUAAAAGGGAACCAUGAAGUUUUAAGAGCAGCUUGUUCUUUGGGACAUAGAUUACCAGUUUUAAAUAAUCCGAAAUUCAAAGCUGACUUUUAUAAUCAAUGUAACGACUUUGGUUUGAUGACUUAUCUUGGAAUUAUAACGAAAGGCUGCAACAAUAUUAAUCAGUUUGUUAACAAAUUCAAUAUUUUGUAUGAUAGACAAGGUGUAGGUCGUCGUUUACGAAGUCUUUUCUUGUGAUAAGUGAAAUGAAACUCAUUUUUUUAA
Osmia bicornis bicornis is the source of this 1428-nucleotide messenger RNA. RefSeq names its product COP9 signalosome complex subunit 6 (gene CSN6). Gene Ontology annotation, biological process: protein deneddylation. NCBI's taxonomy places the organism in Eukaryota, Metazoa, Arthropoda, Insecta, Hymenoptera, Megachilidae. The record is from RefSeq and is a predicted model, not a curated record. The coding region runs from base 382 to 1401 and encodes 339 amino acids. Gene Ontology annotation, cellular component: COP9 signalosome. Gene Ontology annotation, molecular function: metallopeptidase activity; protein binding. The transcript is spliced from 6 exons.